Messenger RNA from Penicillium nucicola, 354 nucleotides. RefSeq lists its product as uncharacterized. The transcript has 3 exons. Gene Ontology annotation, cellular component: cytosol. NCBI's taxonomy places the organism in Eukaryota, Fungi, Ascomycota, Eurotiomycetes, Eurotiales, Aspergillaceae. The record is from RefSeq and is a predicted model, not a curated record. The coding region runs from base 1 to 354 and encodes 117 amino acids. Gene Ontology annotation, molecular function: 5-oxoprolinase (ATP-hydrolyzing) activity. Gene Ontology annotation, biological process: glutathione metabolic process.
AUGGCUCUGGCAGAUGCCGUUGAUGAACACCAAGAGCCUGAAUCCAAGAUAUGGGGGAAUGAGACUCUACCCGAUCUUGAAACCUGGAUACAAGAGCCUAAAAAGCGAGCCGCACAGAGGCUGCGGGACCAGGGUUUCGAUGAAGUGAACCAAGGCUGCUUGAAGCCGAUUGAAAGUCAACGAGUGACGGAUGUCAUAUUGAAAUGCUUCCAAGCAUGUGCUGCCUCGCAGGGUGAUACCAACGCGGUGGAAGCGGAGCUGGCCCAGCAUGGGGAGGCACCUCAGGGGUUCAUACGCACAUUGCCAAUACCCGACUCACUGACGCUGAAGGAUUUGAGCGGCGUUACCCAGUGA